GUGCAAGCAAAGCAGUCGUCGUCUUCUGUGUAAGAAAUAUCUUAUCUUAGGUGUGCAGACCGAAGUCUAGAGUAUCUUCAAGCUUCAACUUCUUAGCUAUGUCGGCCGAUGAUUCUUCAAAUGCUACAGAUAUCGACGCGAAGCUCGGCUCCGAUUCAAACCUUAACUCUGGCGGUGACGAUGCGGCGGAUAAUGAUUCAUCAAAGGCAUUGACUAUUCCUGCUCCCGCCGUUUGUCUUGUCCGGUUCGCCGGAGAUGCAGCUGGUGGUGCCGUCAUGGGCUCUAUCUUUGGAUAUGGUUCAGGAUUGUUCAAGAAGAAAGGCUUUAAAGGAUCAUUUGCAGAUGCAGGGCAGUCUGCAAAGACUUUUGCAGUUUUGUCCGGAGUACACAGUUUGGUCGUUUGCCUUCUGAAGCAACUGCGAGGGAAAGAUGACGCCAUUAAUGUUGGAGUUGCUGGGUGCUGCACCGGUCUUGCUCUUAGUUUCCCUGGUGCUCCACAGGCUCUUCUACAGAGUUGCCUCACUUUUGGGGCUUUCUCUUUUAUCCUUGAGGGACUAAACAAAAGACAAACAGCCUUGGCUCACUCUGUCUCCUUAAGACACCAAACCGGAAACUUUGGAGAUCAUCAACAACGUCCUUUACAACUCUCCCUGGCUCUCCCAAUCCAUGAAGAAAUCAAAGGAGCCUUCUCUUCUUUCUGCAAGUCCUUAACUAAACCCAAGAAGAUCUAAUUUCGCCAUGAUUAUCCUUUUCUUGUUCCUUAUGUUCUCUCUGUAGAUUCUUAAUGAUUCCCUGCUUUUGCUGUACUUUGUGAGAGAAUAUAUUUUAUGAAAAAUCUUUUGAUAUACUUUUUGUACCGUUUGCUCUAAUAAUCCGAUCUUUUGUUCUAAA
Molecule: messenger RNA, 891 nt
Organism: Brassica rapa (field mustard)
Lineage: Eukaryota; Viridiplantae; Streptophyta; Magnoliopsida; Brassicales; Brassicaceae
Product: chloroplastic import inner membrane translocase subunit TIM22-2
Biological process (GO): protein insertion into mitochondrial inner membrane; protein targeting to chloroplast
Cellular component (GO): chloroplast envelope; TIM22 mitochondrial import inner membrane insertion complex
Molecular function (GO): transmembrane protein transporter activity
Source: RefSeq, a predicted model, not a curated record